AGCCAACUCUGUCGAUUCGUUUCCCUCACAAUAGUCACACAAGUGCUGUAGGUAGCCAGCGACUGCCAUGCACAACGCAUUCGGCCUCGGGCCCAGCGGGCGAGCCACGCCCUUCCAGCUCAAUCACGACGCCCGCAAGCCGCUCUUCGGCCGGCCUGAAGACAACGCCGAGAACCCGCUGCAUCUGUACAACACGGCCAGGACGCCGGGCUACGGGCGCAUCGGCAUGCCGGACUCGCACGCGACAGGCCUGCGCAAGCCGAGGCCCGUCUCCGAGGGCUUCGCCUCGACCACCAACGGCAACGGCAACGGCAACGGCAACGGCAAUGGCAAUGGCAACGCCAACAGCGCCAGCGUGCUCUCCUCCGGCGGCGGCGGCACCAAGAUCCCCCGCCUCAACAGCCUGUCGCAGUCGCGCCGCAAGCCCAUAUCCCUGCGCAAGGCCAUGGAGCUGGCCGAGGGCGAGGAGGAGGCGGCCAAGAUGAUGCUCGAGGCCGGCAUGGACGAUCCCGUCGCCGUCGACGGCUCGCCCAGUCCCGCCCCGCGGCCCUGGAGGACGCGGACGGCCUCGGAGGUGUCGCAGCUGCAGCGCGAGCUCGGCGCCGACCAUCUCGACACCAAGGCGCGCAGCAAGAUCCCGUCGGCGCGCAACUCCAACCUCAGCGCAACGCUCGUCAGCGGCAGGGAAGGAGCCGUAUCGCCAGCCAGGGGCAGCAGCCUCCCCCUGCGUGCCGGUCACGCGGGGGUCAACAGAGAGGGCACCGCCACUACCGCGACCACGGCCUCCAGCGGGCUUCCCUCGCUCGUCCCGGGCAUCGAGGACAUUCCGCUGCCGUCCGUCGAGCCUGCCCUGUCCGCAGCAACGCUCGUCCAGCCGUCGUCUCCCUCCCCCGGCAAGAGCUUCGUCUGGCAGAUGGACGAAGACUUCACCGGCAGCGAUCUGCAAAUCUCCGACAGUCCGCGCGUUAGGGUCGGGACUCGGCCGUUUGCAAGCCGCCUAGGAUUCACCCCCGACGCAAAGCAGGACUUUGACAAGCUACCGCGAAUCACCGCCCCCGGUUCCCGCAACAGCAAGCUGGACGAGAUCAGAUCGCUCGAGCUCCGCGCAAACGGCAGCCAUAUUCCCCUCGCAGGCCCGGGUACCCGGCCGAAGCCGCAGAACACAAAGCUGGACGAGAUCCUCAAGAGAGAAGCGCAGGUGGAGCGCCAGAUCCCGCUUCCCAGCAGGCACUUGGACGGGCCGAGAAACAAUACCAAGAUUGACGACAUCAAGCAGCGCGAGGCCGACGGCAUGUCGAAGCGCGCGUACGCCGCUGUUCGCCUACAGGAGAUUAAAGAGCAAAACUCCAUGGCGCGCCCUCGCUCGCCCGACGACGAGUCCAAGCACCGGCUCCCCUUUGGGCUGGCGCGGCGGCGGCUGGCAAAGACGGAGGUGGCCGAGGAGGUGAAGAAGGAGGAGGCGCCGCCGCCGCCGCCGUCACUGCUGCGUCCGAGGACGUCCUUUGGCAGCAAUGAGUUUGGCCGGCCGGUUGUCGACAAGCCCGUGACAAUCUUCAACCAGGACCCGAAGCGUGCAGGCGAGCAGGAGAAGACAGAGGGCGGUGCGGUAGCGGCAGCGGCAUCAUCGCGGACCCAAGAGCUGGAGAAGAGACUCGAUAGCGCCGAGCAGCAGAUCGAGGCUCUGCUGGGCAAGCGGCGGCCGUUGGAACGACGGCCCGACGAGCACGAGCUGCUGCGACGGCUGGCAAGGGCCGCCAGCUCCAGCCCGCCAGUCGACGACGAGCCGCGGGCGAAACAGCUGCCCACGCCUCCGCCAGGCGACGACGAAAAAGAAAACAAGGAAUCCACCGGCAAAUCAAUCGCCGACCGCAUCGCGUCUCGCUUGUUCCCGCGACGCGCCUCCACCGGCGAGAAACUCGCUCCAAACACUACCUGGAACACCGCUCCAACAACUGCGACAACUACAACUACUGCUUGGAAUACCCUUGCGAAUACCGGCACCACCGCUCCCGACGCCACCAAGGAGGCUGAAAAGGCAAAGCCCAGCGUGGCAUUCACUGGCCUGCAGCGCACGCGAUCCGUCGAUUCGACUAAGAGCAAGCGGUCCAGCAUGCAGUCAGAGCCAGACCCCACGGCCAGGAUCGAGGCCGAGAUGAAGCUGUUUGCGCCGUCGGACAACCACUCCGAACGCGGCUCUCUGCGCGCGCCGUCUCCGCCUCUUGACGACUCUGAUCUGGAGGACGACCAUGCGCAUCCCAGCAAGCAGCCGCCGUCAGACGCAACACCGAAGCCCUCCAAGCCUGACCCCUUGACCAUGGCGACACCGAGGGUCACGGGCGCCUACGUCGAGACGCCAGUGUCGGUCAAGACGGAGAAGCUGGUGCUGAAACCGGAGCCAAAGACGGAAGAUGACGCUCCAAAGCAGGCCGAAACCAAGACAACAGAGUCAAAGCACGCGCUGCUUUUCCGAGACAGGAAGCCGAGCUUCACCUCCUGGAGAAGCAAGCAGAGGAACCAGGAUCAGGAUACCCUGUCCGACCCCGGCACGACAGACGACGGCGGCGAGAUUGGCGCGUCGGCGCUGGCGGCUGUCAAGAAGCCGCGGGCCAAGUCGCUGCCUCGACGCCGGCUGCCCGUCAAGAACUCGGCCAGGCCUCCCUCUGUCAAGGACGACCUGAUGGAGCUGCGCCGCGAGUACAACAUUGACGAUUCGACGUUUGACGACCUGGACGAGAUGCUGGCCAACGCGAGGAAGAUGGCCAAGGUCGCAGUCUCGGAAAGCGGCGCCGCUGCUGCUCGUUCCAAGGGCCUCGAUCUGGACCUCGAUUUUGAUCUCGACUUUGGCCUUGAUUCCGAGUCUGACGCUGCCCCAGUGGUCAAGAGCGAGCGCGCCAAGGAUGCCGAGCGAACCAGCUCCGACGGCGAGAUUGCCGCCUACGAGCGGAUGAACAAGACGCUGCAGACGGGCCUCUUGCGGAUCCGCUCGGCCAAGCAGGGCAUCGAGCGCAUCGAGGACCGCUUCUCCCGCGCCCAGCCGACGCCCGAGAAGGAGAAGGACAAGAAGAGCGCGGCACUGACCGAGGCGCCCGAAGGCCACGCGCAUCACAGUCACGAAAGCGUCGCGGCAGACUGCCCGUACUGCGCGUCGUCGAAACCUGCCUCGGCCUCAGCCCCCGUCACGUAUCUGCAUCUCGCCCUGCCGCGACUCUUCCACCGCGAACCGACGUUUCGCCUCACCUGGCUUGGUCUCCUUACGCUGAUACUCUCGGUAUGGUACGCUACCGAGGCCACCAUGUGCUCGCUCUACUGCCGCCCGACUUCGUGUCCUGCCUCGAAGGCUCCCUGCGUCUGGUCCUUUGACGAUCCCACAGAGUUUGGCACCGCCCUGCCGAUCAAGCUCGACCAGUGGAUCACUGGCGGAUCGGGACGUCAACUCGCAUCCGUCGCAUACGAGGAAGCGUACGAUGUGUUCGCCGACAUCCAAGACCUAGUCCUAAGACGCAGCAUCACCGACGUGGACAUGGAAGCACUCUCCCCCGAGCAGAAGCGACGACACAGGCGCCGUCUGCGUAAGAAGGGCCUCGUUGCCUCUCCCAAGGCGCCGCGACCGGAGGACAAGGCGAAAUGGGACGAGUGGCGCGCAGCGCGGCUCGCCAAGGAGCGGGCCAGCCAGAAGAAGGAAAAGAGAUCGACGACGGUCGAAGAGGAGAUGCCCAAGCCUAUUCCUGUGGCGGGGGACGAGGAAGAGGGGGAGCAGGAGCAGGGCUGGGUGAAGAUUAAGGGGUGGCGGUGA
This is a messenger RNA of Trichoderma reesei QM6a, 3793 nucleotides long. RefSeq lists its product as uncharacterized. The record is from RefSeq and is a predicted model, not a curated record. Lineage: Eukaryota; Fungi; Ascomycota; Sordariomycetes; Hypocreales; Hypocreaceae. Bases 68 to 3793 code for a protein of 1241 amino acids. The transcript has a single exon.